Molecule: messenger RNA, 1576 nt
Organism: Zophobas morio
Lineage: Eukaryota; Metazoa; Arthropoda; Insecta; Coleoptera; Tenebrionidae
Gene: pths
Product: ATP-dependent RNA helicase DDX47
Exons: 5
Coding region: 99-1463 (454 amino acids)
Molecular function (GO): RNA helicase activity; nucleic acid binding; ATP binding
Source: RefSeq, a predicted model, not a curated record
GGAGUAUUUUGACUUUUGAGACACGUGUGUAUUUUAAAUAUCAAAAGGGUUUUAAAUUUUCAAAUAUUUACAUUUUAUUCUGAAAACCGUCAGUCAAAAUGUCUGUCGAUAAUGAAACCGAACCCAUAGAACCCGAACAAACACCCGAAGACGAAAAACCCAUGACCUGGAAAGAUCUGGGUCUCGUCGACGUUCUCUGUACCGCCUGCGAACAACUCCAAUGGAAAGAACCUUCAAAAAUCCAAAAAGAAUCAAUUCCUGUAGCCCUCCAAGGCAAAGACGUGAUCGGACUCGCUGAAACUGGCUCUGGAAAAACCGCAGCUUUUGCACUACCUAUCUUACAGUCCCUUCUUGAAAACCCGCAAAGAUACUUCGCUUUGAUUUUAACCCCCACAAGAGAGUUAGCGUUCCAAAUUUCCGAACAGUUUGAAGCUCUGGGGGCUAGUAUUGGAGUAAAAUGUGCAGUGAUCGUGGGAGGGAUGGACAUGAUGUCACAGGCUUUAAUGUUGGCGAAAAAACCUCACAUUUUGAUUGCAACGCCCGGGCGGUUACUUGAUCACUUAGAGAACACUAAAGGGUUUAAUCUGAAAGCGUUAAAGUACUUAGUUAUGGAUGAAGCUGACAGGAUUUUAAACAUGGAUUUUGAGGUGGAGGUUGAUAAGAUUUUGAAGGUGAUACCAAGAGAGAGGCGCACGUUUUUGUUUUCAGCUACGAUGACCAAGAAAGUGAAGAAGUUGCAAAGGGCGUGUUUGAACGAUCCUGUGAGGGUGGAGGUUUCAACUAAGUAUCAAACUGUGGAGAAGUUGCAGCAGUAUUAUAUUUUUAUUCCGGCGAAGUUUAAGGAUGUGUAUCUUGUGCACAUAUUGAAUGAAAUGGCGGGGAAUAGUUUUAUGAUUUUUUGCUCGACUUGCAAUAAUACAAUAAGGACGGCGUUGUUGAUACGGAAUUUGGGUCUUACAGCGGUGCCUUUGCAUGGGCAGAUGUCGCAGAAUAAGAGGUUGGCAGCCUUGACAAAAUUUAAAGCGAAGAAUCGGUCUAUUCUUAUAUCUACAGAUGUUGCUAGCAGAGGUUUAGAUAUUCCACACGUAGACGUCGUAAUUAAUUUUGACAUCCCCACACAUAGCAAGGAUUAUAUUCACCGAGUUGGCCGGACCGCAAGAGCUGGAAGAUCAGGAAAAGCCAUCACUUUUGUAACACAGUACGACGUGGAAUUAUAUCAAAGGAUAGAACUCCUCAUUGGAAAAAAGUUGCCUCUGUACAAAACCGAAGAGGACGAAGUUAUGGUGCUACAAGAAAGAGUCGCCGAGUCACAAAGAAUAGCAAAAAUGGAAAUGAAGGACUUAACAGACAAAAAAGGCAAGAGGAAAAAGGGCGACGACGGGGAUGACGACGACACUGAAGGUGCAUCAGGAGUGCGGAAACGUCUAAAAGGCGGCAACAAAAAAGGCGGCAAAAGGAAAUAACUGUAUUGUUGAAACAUUUUUAUUAAAAAAUGAAAUAAACUCCACUUUUAUUUUAGAAAUUUUACAAAAUACUUACAACUUUUAACUUAUCGCAAUAAAAAUCACAAAUUUAA